UCAAAUCCUUCUCUCAUACUUUACUUGCUUUCUUAUUCAUAAAAAAUUACUUAUGUAGUGGAAAUAGCAUAUAACUAUAUAUCAUAUAACAACUCACCUUGACUUUACCAUUCUUCCUCUCUAUAUAAGCUUCAACAAUCAAUCAAUUUCCAUAUCCACAUUACAAUACAUAUCUCUUUCAAGUUUCUCUCAUUUUUAAAGCCAAAAAUGUCAACAACCAUUGAUGUACCAGAGUCAAGCAACAUUAAGGGAAAAACUAUUUUACUUGGAGCGCAAGCAAGGCCAGGAGGAUGGAAAAAAGGAAUAGCCAUAAUGGAUUUCAUUCUAAGGUUAGGCGCCGUAGCCGCGGCUCUUGGCGCUGCCGCCUCGAUGGGAAUGAGUGAUCAGACUCUUCCUUUCUUCACUCAGUUCUUCCAGUUUGAAGCUAGCUAUGAUAGCUUUACUACUUUUCAGUUUUUUGUUAUAUCAAUGGCUAUAGUAGCUGGUUACUUAGUCCUAUCCCUACCAUUUUCCAUUGUUGCGAUCAUUCGACCCCAUGCAGCUGGACCAAGGCUUUUCUUGAUUAUCUUAGACACGGUGUUUCUUACUUUGGCCACUUCUAGUGGUGCUUCAGCUGCUUCCAUAGUUUACUUGGCACACAAUGGAAAUCAAGACACAAACUGGCUUGCCAUUUGCAAUCAAUUUGGAGAUUUUUGUGCACAAACAAGUGGAGCUGUUGUAUCAAGUUUUGUUGCAGUGGUUGUUUUGGUUGUGUUGAUUGUGAUGUCUGCUUUGGCUCUAGGGAAGCAUUGAAAAUUAAGAUGGGAUAUGUAUGCUAUGUAGGGGCCUAAGUUACCUAUGUAAUUGUUGUGAGGUUUUUCAUGAUGUCAUGAAUUGUGUCAAAUUGACUCCUUGUAUUGAUUUGGAAAAUUGUUGUUAUGGAAUAUUUAAUUAU
Messenger RNA from Lathyrus oleraceus (garden pea), 934 nucleotides. Its product is annotated as casparian strip membrane protein 1. The record is from RefSeq and is a predicted model, not a curated record. The transcript is spliced from 3 exons. The coding region runs from base 208 to 792 and encodes 194 amino acids. Lineage: Eukaryota; Viridiplantae; Streptophyta; Magnoliopsida; Fabales; Fabaceae.